CAAAUCUGUUCAAUUACUCGCUCUAUCGUAUAUAAAAGUGAAAAUUUUCAUUCAUAAUUAAUCAUAUUUCUUUUCUUGUAGAUCAUUUAAAUUGAGUUAGCAAUGCCAAAUUUACAAAAUACAUUGUUGCGUAUAAAAUUGUCGUAUUUUAUCAAUAACAGAUGAUGUAGUUCUAAUUUUCUGGAUGGAUAGAAUAUAACCUCUCUUUUAUCAAGAAAGAUUUUUAUAAGCAAGGUUAUGUAAAUUUAAACAUUUUAAAACAUGAUUGAAAUUACUGCAAAACUUGUCAGAGGAUCUGUAUAUUUUUCUGGAGAAGUCAUUGAAUGUUUUGUUACAUUUAGUAAUCCUCCAAAUCCAAUUCAUCAAAUAUCUCAGAGCCACAGUGAUAUUUUUGAAAGUCUUGCUUGGGCCAGUGCUCAAAUUCAUUGUCAAUGUUCUAUGAACAGUAAAGUGGUACUUUCAGAUAAGUUAAAUACUACUGCUAGAUUGGCGGCAAUAAAUGCAAAUACAACUUUUGUACCAUGGCAACAAGACAAUGGUCAUGCUAUAUUAAAUACAAAGCCAAAAAUUUUGUUCUGUGAUCUAAGAUUAUCGCCUGGUGAAAGUAAGACAUAUAUUUAUAGAGAAACAAUUCCAAGCGAUGCUCCUCCUUCGUAUAGAGGCCAGGCAGUAAAAUAUUCUUACAAAAUUACAAUUGGAACUCAAAGAGUAAACACAGUUAUCAAACUACUGCGUGUACCCUUUAGAGUAUUAUCUUUGAGUGAAUUACCGGAAAUAACGACUUGCAACGAUAGCGUCGAUUUAAGUCCUAAUAAUCCUUUUAUGGAAACACAGCAUAGAGAAACCCCACUAGACAUAGCACUUCAAACUCUUCAGAAUUUAACUGCAAGAAGAAGUCCCAAUUUUUAUAAUAUAACCAAUGGACGUGGACGUGUAGUUAGAUUUUGUCUCUUUAAAAAUUCUUAUAAAUUAGGAGAGGAUAUAGUUGGUACUUUCGAUUUUUCAAACGCUACUGUAUCAUGUGUACAAGUCUCCGUUGCUUUACAAUCGGAGGAACAUGUUGCGGAGGAAUACAGACGAGGAAAAUCGACAAUACCAACUUUAGUUAGUUAUAACAAACAUCAUGAAAUGUGUUUAGGUUUGAAAUACUCUCAUUUGGUAUUACCUAUACCAUUACACGUAACACCAGAUUUUACGACAGAACUGGUAACGUUAAGGUGGAGAUUACAUUUUGAAUUCGUAACUACUUCGAAAUUAGUUGAAAUGCCUUAUGAACACACGGUCAGUUGGCACGGUCCUUCGACUUUGGAUGUUGAAACGAUGAUUUGGGAUUUACCUCUUCAUAUACACCCUACAACGGUUCCGCCAAAUACGGCUCAACAAACAAGAUAUAAUAUUGUCAUUUAGUUGUCAAAACUUUGACGGUGGUUACGUUAUCGUGGUCUCUUUGAAAGAAACAGAAGAUUUUUUACGAUAAAAGAAUAUUGAUAUUAUAAUUUAUUUCGCACGUAGGUUUAUAAGUGUACACACACACACACACGUGUGUGUAUAUAUAAUAUUAAUAAUAGUAAUAAUAAUAAUAAAAGUACUGUGGUAAUAAAAGAAA
This is a messenger RNA of Vespula vulgaris, 1606 nucleotides long. Its product is annotated as RAB6A-GEF complex partner protein 2. The transcript is spliced from 7 exons. NCBI's taxonomy places the organism in Eukaryota, Metazoa, Arthropoda, Insecta, Hymenoptera, Vespidae. Gene Ontology annotation, biological process: retrograde transport, endosome to Golgi. The coding region runs from base 262 to 1407 and encodes 381 amino acids. The record is from RefSeq and is a predicted model, not a curated record. Gene Ontology annotation, cellular component: Ric1-Rgp1 guanyl-nucleotide exchange factor complex; Golgi membrane.